Molecule: messenger RNA, 4982 nt
Organism: Neolamprologus brichardi
Lineage: Eukaryota; Metazoa; Chordata; Actinopteri; Cichliformes; Cichlidae
Gene: ark2n
Product: arkadia (rnf111) N-terminal like PKA signaling regulator 2n
Source: RefSeq, a predicted model, not a curated record
UUGUGAGCGAUGGAGACAUUUUAAAAAAAAACAUACAGCUAACUGCUAAACAGGGCUCGCGGAGCUGCGAGUCUUCUGCGUCAAAAAACAUUCAAAUUCUUCCAAGUUGUAAAUAAGUCAAGUGCAUUCAGCGGUGCACAGUUUACAUAUCACAUAUCAGAGAGGCUGCACGUUACUGAAGAUGUCGAGUGUAACACUUGGAAAAGAAGAAUAUAAGUAACUCUGCGCAGGUGAGGUCCUGUCCAGGGACAUUGGUCCAUGCUUGUUGGACCUUUGGCCGCUGGGCUCAACUAGCAUGAAGAUGGCUGACUCAGAAAAGGCAGAAGAAUUUGUAGAUGCUGAGUGCCCCUCAGAGUGCCUUGAUGAAGCUCAAUCAGCCACAGCUUCUGUUCAAGCAGAGCAGGAUGAGCAUCUGAAAACAGAAACCACUACCAGUACCAGUUCGCCCCCAAGGGAAAAGGAGGCUGACAGCCCCUUGAAUACAGAGGGUGAGCAGAGUCUCCUGUCCAUGCCAUGCUUGAUGAAGGAGCUACGCAGAGACUCACCAGAGUCUCAGCAUGCCUCAACAGGAAGCGACAAACCCGUGUCUCGUCAUAUCUACGAGAGUGACUCCUCGAACCCCUGCAUGCUCUCGCCUUCAUCCAGUGGCCACCUGGCUGACUCUGAUACACUCUCCUCAGGGGAAGAAGGUGCUGCUCCUCCCAUAGGAGAAGAGGAAGAAGGCAGCAUGGAAGCUACAGGUGAUCCUGGGCAGGCAGGAGGAAUGCAAGCAUCUGCCACAGUUGCAGGGGGGAGGAAGUCUCGACGGUCACGUUCAGAGAGUGAGGUGCCUCCAAAUACGAUGGCUGCAAAGAAGAACCGCUGCCAGCCCACCAUGAUAGCAGCCGCAGGAGGCCAGGAAAAACAAACCAAUGGCAAGUUUUCAAAAGUGAAAGGUCACCGCAGUCAGAAACACAAGGAGCGCAUGCGCCUGCUGAGGCAAAAACGAGAGGCAGCAGCACGGAAGAAGUACAACCUGCUGCAGGACAGCAGUACAAGUGACAGCGAGCUCACUUGUGACUCCAGCACCAGCUCCUCCGAGGAUGAGGAUGAUGACACCUCAGGGGGUAGCAAGACAAUCAAGACAGAUAUUCCAGCUGGCUUCAGACGUGCUUCGGAGAGAUCCAGAGUGGGAUCCCAGAUUCAUGGGUUACUGGACAGCGGCUCGUGGGACAGGAACGGCAUCGGCAGCGUUCUGGAGGAGGCCAUGACGCGCUUUGCUGUGAUGCAGCGUCAGACUGAGGAGCGCUUCCGCGUCUGGAUGGAAAAGCUUGCACACCUCGACUCGGACAACGAUUCUUCCAAGCGCUCAAGUGACGGCCCAGAAGGGCAGCAGCAGCCCUCACAGGGGGCACGGCCUUCCCCCCCAAGCUCAUUUUUGCCAUCUUCAGAGUCUGCAGAGACUAUGGCUGCCUACAUGUUGGCACGAGAGAACAACAGUCUCACCCACACCCCUAUAAACAACAACAACAACAUCCACCCUGAAGUUGUCACUCAGAAUGGAAAUCUAGGUGUUCCAGACCCUGGUCUCUUGAAUGUUUAGAUUUCACUUCUGCUUCACCCCUCGCAGUUUCUUACUUUGAUCUCGGCAAGUGUAGAGAUAGUUAAGGCAGAAAGCAAUGGGGUAUACCCGUUCAAGGAUGUGAGGGCACUAAACAGAAACACCACCAGCAGCAGCAGCUGGGCCUGAACUGGUCAUUUGAACUUGACUCUGUGCAGACCAGGGGCCCGUGCUAUGAAGCAGGUUUAACAUGUCUUCUUUAUAUGGCUUUAUUAAGCCUAGCAAAAACAGUCACAUGGAGUCUGGUUAUCGGUUGGGGGUUUUUUUUGUUUGUUUGUUUUAAUUAAACCCAGCUAUGAGCAUUUUCGCAUAACAUGCGUGAUGGUGGCACCAGAUGACCAACUGCAAAGACUAUGGGACUAUAGCCACUUAAAGUCGGAACAAACAGUAAUCCUGAUAUGAAGAAAAUUAAAAAUGUAAUCCAGGCAAAAAGCCAGGAGGAAAAAUUGGCAUAAAAUUGCAUGUUGUGUGAAUGUGCAAUUUACUAAAAGGCCCAUUAGUGAUGAUGCUCCAUCACUGACAAACAAGAAAAUAUAACUAGAAUUACAAUUAUGCAUUUCUUCAAAUUCAUGUGUUACCUGUGGUUGUUUAUUUAGAUAAUUUUAGCUCUGUUGUUUCAGCUACAACCCAGGUAAUGUUAAAUCGAAUGACAUCAGGUAAAAUAUUUUUUUUAAAUUCUUGCUAAUUUUAUAAGGUCAAAAGCACUGGAAUUUAAUCAGUUAAAGAGUCUUGAUUUAGCAUUAUAUUGCUAUAAAAAGACAUAUGGAAAGAAGAAAUGGGCUCAAAUGCUCACAGGCAUAAGUGAAAUAAAACCCGCUCAGUGCAUGUGCUGUACAGCCCAAAGGAGUUUCACAAAAGACAACCAAUUGGUCAGUAGUUGGUGCUUUAUAUACGUUCAUCUGUUAUGUUGAACAUGACUACUCAGGAGGUCGUGUAUUUUGGUGUGGUCUAAUGUGGCAGUGUACCUGCAGAAAGAACUGAAUUUGGAAGCGGGGGAACCCUGAAAACCUGAAACGAGCUUGGAAUCCUGCUUUGUAGCACGGGCCCCUGAGGCUCAGCAUGUGUGCUGGCACUGAAUCACUGUGAGAUUUGACACUGAGAAAAAUUCAACUCACCUAUUUGAUUUCUGCAGCAUCUGUGACACGGAAACAUGGCUUCUCAAUAGACUGAGUCAGGGCUCUUAUUGUAUUGCUUUGCUUUCUUUCUUUCGUUUUUUCAGCACCAGCUGAAUACCCUCUUUGACACAUACAGAGUAACUUUUUUAUUUCUUUCAUUCAGCAUAUGAACUAUAAUGAUGGGUAGCCAUCAUUACAGUGUUAAGUGGGGUGCUGCUGUGUAAUAGCAUGUGCCUUGUCAUUCCGAACUCAUGCUGGGAAUGAUGGGUAAAGCAUUAUAGUGCUGUUUCCUUAAGAAUCAGGUUUACCACUGCAUACCCCCCGUUUGUCUUGAACUGUUUGCACUUUGCUUGUAAACAGUUCAGGAAAAUCUUGUGACAACCUUUAUUUUGGUGGCAUAGCUUUACUAACAGAACAUUUAAACAUAGAUAUGCCUAUAAAUAUAAACACAAUAUACUAACCCACACAAUUUCUUGCUUUUUUAAAAAUCUAUAUUAAGGAUUAGACGUGUUUACAUUUUUAAAUAAAGGCCUUUCUGUUACAUUUGCUGCUGGCGCUGCAUUUGCGCAGUAACAUGAAACGAGUGAUUGAGGAAUCUGGAAAAGAAAACUCCUUGUGGUUAUUUUAGUAGCUUAGGUGUAGAUUUUGAACAUCAUAUAAGGCAUGGGUUCCUUUGUUGUGGCUAUUGGCUGCAUUGGCCUCAAAUCUUCAGUCAUAUUAUAGUAAUGGGUAUUUGUCUACUUCAAUUUUUGUUUGCACUGGUCUGCCAGUUUAUCCAGUGUCCCCACCAGGCACUGCGUAUUCGCAUCUUGACUUUAAACUGAAAACCCAGGCAUCAAACGUGCAGAUAUAGAGCAGUAAUACAGCUGCAGUAUGGUGCAUGGCAAUGUUUACGGAUUUUUUUCUAAUUAAAAAAAGAAAAGAAAAAGUGAGAUCUAUGUGAUCAAGUGGCCUUCUGGUUCACAUCCUGUGGUCUUUGAAAGGGGGGAGGAAACAAUCCUCCUUGAACCCCCCCUCCCUCCCUCCCCCCACACUGUUUUCACUGAUGUAGAUGACCAUUUGGGUCUUAUUUCUAAACACUGCUAACAACCAUCACAGAGACUGAUGAAGGAAUCUUUGGCCUGAUCAUAUUUAAAGUUAAGAUGUUAAAAAGUGUUCUCUAUAUGUGUAUAUGUAGCCCUAUGACUGUCAUUUUUACAGAGCCUAAAGCUAAGCGACGUGUUUCCCCCACCUGUUUGCAUGCGAGUAUAUUAGUAUAUAGAAUGUGCAAGGCCAAAUUAGUUUACAUCAGCAGCACGUGUGCAAGCUAUAGCUUUUCCUUAUGCUGAUAAAUGGUGACUGACGGGACAUUUUAUCUAUAUUUUAUUUUCCUUUUGAUUGUUUUCCCUUGACCUAAUGGUUUCAUAUUGUGUGAAGAUUGCUUGUUUUGUAAUGCGUUCCUUUGCCAUUACGGAUUUAAAUAGAUCCAGCGUCAGCUCUCCUGUACUCCUUAAAACUAGACUUUUAAAUCAACAGUUUUGUCAGCACAGUAACGAGAGCCUGUGCAUGAAAUCAAAAUGUGCAUUAAAAACAACAGCAAGGACAGUCCAUUGUUUACCAAAGACACUAACCUGGUCUACAUUAGUGCUUUUCUAUCUCUAAUACAUGGCCUUUAUAUUGGCAAGUGCUUGGUUUCUUUGGUAACCCUAGUAUCUACCUAUAUCAGCUAUUCAUAGGCAGUGUUCUCUCACAGUACAUGCUGUCCAGACAAAACCCCUCUCACACACCCACAGAUGUCUGGAUAGCAGAGUGUGUGUCUGUCUGUGUCUCUCUCUCUCUUUCCCAGGGACUCCUUUUUACAGGGUUGAACAAUUAUGUGCUCCUGCUCUUCUAGUUACACUCCUGUUGUUUGGCUUUGUUUUGUUUAGUUUUUUUGACUAUCCUCACUACAUUUCAUUCACUGAGUAAGAUUAUUUUGAAAUGUGUUUUGUAACGACUGUACUCGAGUGUAGUUUUUAUGUGAAUGGCUGUUAUUUUAAAAAGCAAUAAAUGAAAAGAACAAAAGGUUUGUUGAUGUGCUUCAAAUACAACCAUCAUUUAUAAGAGUAUAAUGCAUUGUUUUAUUUUAGAGUUAAUGUAGACCUUUACUUCAGGAGAAAUGGGGGACCAAUGGGGGUUUUCUUGUGUCUAUUGUAGAUGCUAAGACUUAGCGGGUCUGUGGAAGCAGUGUCCAGUCUCUCAUUCAAACAGAAGUCGCACUAUUCCCAGGCAUGAUUUGAAUAAUGAAG